GCUGUGUAUGCAGUGGCUAGACUUUAGCAAAGCAGAGAAGGCUGUGUGUGGGGCAUCUUGCAGUGCUGUGCUGGAGGAAGGUUACAGUAAGUUGACAGUACUUGGCAGUUGACAGUGGUUCUACUAGCUAACAGAAGUUGUAGGAAACAGACUAAAAACAGACUGCAUCUCUCCGAGCGAGCUCCAUAUGCAGUAGAUAGAGAAGGCCACAGGGCAGGGGUAACAGUGUAGGACAAUUCUUAGGUUGACUGGAGGUAGACUGGGACCAAUAGUGCAAGUACUGCAGCCAUGCAACACCUGUUGCACCAGCCACUGCUUCUCAAUGGAAACAAAUACCUGCAGCAGAAGUGGGACAAGGCCUCCUAUGAAAUGCAUCUGAGAAAGGUCAAAUCAGCGAAACCCACCAUCGACACAACUGCACCUAAAACCUAUGGUCACCUUGCCCUCAAAAUGAAGAAACAAAAGUUUCAGGAGCAAAGCAUGUCCAAAAUUCAGAGGGAAAACAAUAUGCUGCUUGAGAAAAUAUCUCACAUCAUGAGGACUACUGGUCGCAUCGACAACAGGAACGACUAUGAAAACAAAAGUCUCUGCAGAGAGAUGCAACAGCAGGAGUUGCUCCGUAUCACCAAAGAUAACCAGUUGAUCCUUCUUCGUCUGACCCAGUGCCAGCCUCACUACAGCAUUAAGGACUGGCAUGAGGACUGGCUCAAGACAAUCAAGCUCAUGGAGAGCAUUGCACGAUAUCCACGAAGAGUUAGUGACUAAAAGGGACAAGGCCAGGCCAGUAAUGAAGAGCAGCAACACUGAGACUGAAGAAAAGGACAGUCUUCAUGCGGAACAGAGCUCACACAGCAGCAUCACUCACAAUGGCAAAAGGGGAGUGUGAGGAAGAACCUGAUCAACAGGAAGAGGAGGCGGGCCUGUAGGAAACACCUAAGUCAUCUGACACACCAAAGGUCCUACAUCUGAAAGUCCCCCAAUACCUGAACCCCCUCACACACCUGACACACUAAGCACAUUAACAGACCUGACUCCCAAGUCAAAGACUGAGAAUAGGUGUAAGCACAAGGACAUUAAGAAGGGGUAAAGUAAUUUGUAUAUUUGGUAGAUUAUUUACAUUUGCAAUGUCUCCAGAUGUUAUUUGAAAAUAUAUUACUGGCUUGUAGUAUUAAAGGAAUUUAUAACUUCUCGUCUUGGGAUCAGAUGCCUUUGCCACCUUUAUGCGAAAUCAAUGCACAAUGCAUGUUAGCUACACAAUAAAUAGUUGUCAAAACAAAGGUUCAAUCA
Molecule: messenger RNA, 1287 nt
Organism: Oncorhynchus mykiss (rainbow trout)
Lineage: Eukaryota; Metazoa; Chordata; Actinopteri; Salmoniformes; Salmonidae
Gene: cfap97d2
Product: CFAP97 domain containing 2
Source: RefSeq, a predicted model, not a curated record